Molecule: messenger RNA, 2033 nt
Organism: Photinus pyralis (common eastern firefly)
Lineage: Eukaryota; Metazoa; Arthropoda; Insecta; Coleoptera; Lampyridae
Product: PHD finger protein 21A-like
Exons: 8
Coding region: 670-1920 (416 amino acids)
Source: RefSeq, a predicted model, not a curated record
UGAGGGAACAAUCGUCGCAGUAGCCCAGCCCCGCUAAUGUAUAAAUACGCGAUAUAAAAAAGUUUACUAAACUUAUAUAAUCGUAACCUCUAAUCGCAGGCAUAUUAUACAUUACGAGCCGGCGUACUGCUUUUCAUGUGCAACAUUUAAUUAACGUCAUUUGCGCACAGGACGAAAAUUGCAAUGUACUACCGCAAAAGUAAAUAUUAUAAACAACGGUAAGACAGGGAAGCGCCUAAUUAAUUAUUUAAUGCAUAUUAUAAACCCUUCAAAAGAGAUAAUUACUUUUCGUGCUCACUUUUUCGUGCCACUAACAGAUCCGACCUUCGUCGGUGUAACGAAAAUACCCGAAUUGCCGUCAAAUGUUUUUGUUUUGAGUAUAAAUUUGUUUCUUUUGUUUAAUAGUUCAUAACUUCGUGCUUGACAACUUUUCUGAUACUUUCACCGCUACGGCAUUAAUUGGAAUAGUGAAAAAGUUCGCGUACAAUUAAAAUUAAUUAGAUAUUUUAUUGAAUUUUAUUCUGCUUUUCGUUUGUAUCGUGCGCGGCGCUCAGUCCGUUCAGUAUUUUCUCGUAUAUCGCUGUUCAAGCUUUUGUCAUGCCCUCCAAUUACUUGAACGUUUAUUUUGUGUAGGUAAAUUAAAACUUAGGGGCAACAUUUGUUGCAAUUAUGGUCGUGUCGACUAUGCGUAUUUCCGAAGAUCUUCGCCAUUUAUUGGAGGCACAACAGGCGAAAUUAGAGCGAGAAAUUCACGAACACCAUGUGUUAUUUUUGAAGUUUAAGGAUGACCCAACGAAUUUCGAGCUGGAAAGGAGUUUGAAAGAAGUACAAAAUGCCAUUCACGAAAUAGGGAUAGAACAGAAACAGAUCACUGAAAGGGUACGAAAUGAAUUAAACGAUAUCGAAAAGAAAUUACAAACAAAUGGGAUCAAGAGUGCCUGCAGUGACCGCGCAAAUAAUUUAAACAACGCCUUGAAGACUGCAGUAAGUCGAGUUCGGAAGCAAAACAUAAUAACUCGCUGCACUCCGUCGGUUCCAAAUUCACCAUCGGACGACUCCUUGGACAUCCCUUCGGCAAGUACAUCACCAGAACCGCCUUGCAAUCCAGGAAAGCUUGAGGAACUGUCGCAGAACCAGUUUUUGAAAUUUUUUGGUCUUGUUACGCAUGUGGUCCACGAUGAAAUGCAAAAGAAGCGAGUGGAACGUAAACGGCGAAGUACUGCUAACCCACAGUUCUUUUAUGGCACCAAAUCGUGGGAUUAUCCGAAACGCAAACGCGCCGUGUAUCUUAUGUCGAGCUGUUCACCUCCAAAUACUCGACAAAGUGCGAAAAAUAAAGCAAAGGCUGAAAGGCCCCCAACUCCACUAAGUAAAGAUGAUUCACGGGCGUCAUCUCCAGUAGAUCCACAAAAGCUUCCCAUUCCAAAUUUGCCACUAGGAUUAACAAUAGAACGCGUAACCACCAAUCGUGCUUCCCCAGAUCCGAAGAGCUGCAUUAUUUGUCGUCUCGCAGGUUCUUUGUCAGUGUGUGAGUCGUGUCAAAAUGGUUUCCAUAUCAGUUGCUAUAACCGUCCCUUAGUGCAGACUCCAAGAAAGUGCCCUAAAUGUAGUGCAAACAAGGAUGCUCGCGCUGUUGGUGCUAUAACUGUAUCGUCGGGUAUGAGUGUCUCAUAUGUACCAACUGACGUAACAGAAAAGCUACAGGAAAAACAAAAGCUGCUUGAUGAAAACAGAUCCCUUGCAGCUGAAUUAACCGAAUUGCAAGAUCAGCAUUCGCGCCUUACUAUCUCCCUAAAGGACCAGAAAGCUACUCAAGAAAACUUACAAAUCGGCCAACAAUCUACAGAGGAUAAAAUAAAAAAUAUUUUAACGUUUAUCUCGAGCAUUAAAUCUCCUUUGACCACUGUUCAAUCUUCAUGAAAUUGGCUAAUUGUUUGUAGGACGUUUUAUUUGUAAUUCAAAUCUUUUUUCUUAAAAGAUAUAUUUUAUAAUCUAUUUUCGUAAAUAAACUUUCGAAUUGUUUUACCUGUUCA